AUGGUCCAUGUUGAGGACAGCCAGUCCCAUGGACGUUUCCACCUCCACAACUUGGGCCACGUUCGUCUCCGCCAUGAGCACACCAACGAGAUCAUCCUGACACCGACUCCCUCCCUCGAUCCUAACGACCCCCUUCGCUGGUCGACAGGUUACAAAAUCUACGUCGCGAUCCUCGUCUCGCUGGCUAUGCUCAUGUGCAAUUUUAUGGCCGCUGGUCCGACGGUCGCCAUGGUCGAGAUCGCGACCGACUUCAAGCAAGGCGGCAACACGACAAUGGCCGACUGGAUCAGUCGGGCUGCGUACUUCUUCAACAAUAGUGCUUUGCUGCAGGGUGUUUCUUGUCUGUUCUGGGUCCCGCUGCUCAACAAGUACGGUCGGAGACCGGUCUAUAUCUCGGCUUAUAUUCUGUACUUCUUUAUGAUCCUUGGGGCUGGGUUGUCCAAGACCUACGCAGCGGAACUUACGACGCGGACUAUUCUCGGUAUCGGAGCUGGGGCUGGAGAGUGCCUGGCUCCAGUGACUAUCGCGGAUGUAUUUUAUCUUCAUCAGCGAGGUUAUGGGAUGGCCGUCUACAAUGCCGCCCUCAGUGCAGGUGUCUCAUUCGGCAUCAUCAUCGCAGGCCUGAUCACCAUCAACUACGACUGGCGCACCAUCUACUGGGUCGGGACCGCCCUAGUGGGCGCCUUAAUUAUUGUCGUCAUCUUCUUCUUCCCCGAGACCGCCUACCGACGUAUCGACAACCCGCUCGUCGAACGCGCCGCCGAGGUCCAAAAAGAACUGCCUACAACCCAUUUAGAAUCUGCCUCCAUCCCUCCUAUUCCAGAGAAAGAAAGCUACAUCCAUAGUUUACGCUUUUGGUCGGGAGAGAUCUAUACGGACGAAUCGUUCUGGCGCAUGUUUAUUCGCCCCUUCGGACUCAUCCUCAUACCGCCCAUCUUCUGGGCUACGAUCGUCAUGUCUGUGACAAUCGGAUUCCUCGUUGCUGUUGUCUCGAACUUCGCUUCCGCAUUCAGCACAACGUAUGGUUUUGAAGCAUGGCAAUCAGGUCUAUGCUUCAUCUCUGGCAUGGGCCCUUCUCCGACUGGGGUUGCUGAUUAUUUCACCAAACGCAACGGGGGCAUUCGCGAGCCUGAGAUGCGACUUCCAGCUAUUGCCCUGAGUGUCGUCUGUGCGCCGCUGUCGCUUGUGCUAUAUGGCUGCGGUAUUGAUAACAAGUGGCACUGGAUGGUGCCCACCCUCGGACUUGGACUGCGUAUGUGGGACAUUAUGAGCCUGGAAAUCGUGCCACUAAUGCCACUAGUAUCGUUCGCCAUCACACAAGGAACAAACGUCUCCUUUGUAUACUGCAUCGACUCCUUCCGCCCCGUCGCCGGCGAAGUAACGGUCACCCAGUUGGCCUUUAAAUCCUGCUUCGGCUUCCUCCUUUCCUUCUACACAAACCCCUGGAUUGAUAAGUCCGGGUACACAGCCGCGUAUGGAGCUAUGGCAGGUAUCUCGGGCGGCUGCCUCCUCUUCUUCAUUCCGCUCUUCUUCUGGGUUUCAGGUCGUGUUUGCCGUUGUGUGGAACAGGGAACUGGCGCUAUAGUCGCGGGACAACCAGAGCUAGAACUCCUGUCGAUUAUGCUCAUCAUGCACAUGACGUAUAAAACUAAGGAUCGGCGCUAUAUGAAGCAAAACAUAAGUGCUCUUGGUAUAUACAAGCACAAGUACAUCACAAAAUCUAUAUACACUAUUAGACGAAUAAAGAUGGACCUUCCUAUCUAA
Aspergillus terreus NIH2624 is the source of this 1764-nucleotide messenger RNA. Its product is annotated as putative MFS transporter. The coding region runs from base 1 to 1764 and encodes 587 amino acids. Gene Ontology annotation, molecular function: transmembrane transporter activity. The transcript is spliced from 10 exons. Lineage: Eukaryota; Fungi; Ascomycota; Eurotiomycetes; Eurotiales; Aspergillaceae. Gene Ontology annotation, biological process: transmembrane transport. The record is from RefSeq and is a predicted model, not a curated record.